AUGUCUCAUUUUUAUCCAGCAUAUGUGGAAGGUAAAACCGUGAAAGCUCAAAUCUGGGAUACCGCUGGUCAAGAACGGUACAGAGCAAUUACGUCGGCAUAUUAUCGCGGUGCUGUAGGAGCAUUGUUGGUAUAUGAUAUUGCUAAGCACGUGACUUACGAGAAUGUAGAACGCUGGUUGAAAGAACUGCGUGAUCAUGCCGAUCAGAACAUCGUAAUUAUCACGUCAGAUUUGAUUGUGACACUUGACGGUUACAUUAUGCCGCAACGCAACUAUAGUGAAUUGCUUUUUACCCACUUUCUUGGCAUACAAAAGAUUCCACGCUUAUCUCAAGUGUUUUUAGCGCUAGAAACAUCUGCCCUCGACAGCACGAACGUAGAGGCGGCUUUCACAAACAUCCUGACCGAAAUCUACAAGAGUGUCUCGAAUAAGCAUGUUGGCUCGGAUCGCAUGGUGCCGCUGCCAUCGUCAGGAGUCGACAUCACAUCAUCAACCAACGAAAAUCAGAAGAAACAGUGUUGUUCUUCGUCGUGA
This is a messenger RNA of Strongylus vulgaris, 534 nucleotides long. The record is from the annotation of a GenBank genome assembly. NCBI's taxonomy places the organism in Eukaryota, Metazoa, Nematoda, Chromadorea, Rhabditida, Strongylidae.